Molecule: messenger RNA, 2260 nt
Organism: Somion occarium
Lineage: Eukaryota; Fungi; Basidiomycota; Agaricomycetes; Polyporales; Cerrenaceae
Source: the annotation of a GenBank genome assembly
GUACCCUCUUUUUCUCCUCUUUCACCACACACAUCCUCCGAGCAGAUUAUCUACUGUUCGAGGACUAAUCCUGACUCAGUUUCUGAGUACAUUCGUGAGUCCUCCUUUCUAUCUCUGCAAAGUUCCGCCUGGCAUUUGUGGCUCGAAAGUACCGAUUUACGUGCGGUGCCGUAUCGUGCUACAAUGUUAUCCUUUGGAUCCAACUCUUAUUAUGAGUCGGCUUCCAUGAUUGCCUCCUCGAGCCAGUCAUCUCACGUGCGCAACCAACCUGUUUCCGAGGGUGAUUCACGAGUCAAGGUCGAAGUUGGCACUCCGCUUCUGACUGUUUCACACACAUUCGACUCCUUGUCGCUUUCGCCGGCGGACAGCUCUAAUCUUCACCCCGUUGAGAACAAACCACUGAUGCCGACGUCGUCGUGUCACAGACCCCUCAGGCCGCCCACGUUGCAGCCUGCACAUCAGCCCGCUAACCUAGUUUCGGCUCCCACGUUGACUUCAAAUUAUCGGCAUCCUCCACAACAUUACAGUAGCGCAAAUGGCGUUCACUUCUCAAUAAACGCGUCGUUACAGAACGACUCACCGGUCACCAUCAGUCAACAUGGUCACUCGUCCCCAGCAACCUCGCUUUCGAGCUCGUCUCCUUCACAUCAUGUCUCGAUAAAUUUAUCUAGCCCUCGUCCUAGGACGUCGCACCCGGUUUUCCAUACCACAUCGGCUCUUGCUGCACACCAUGGCAUACCUCAGUCUUUGCCUCCAGUCCCUCGUACAACUCGAUAUCAACCAUCUUCUGCUGUCUCUACUUCGCCCAGUACCGACUUCGAUUUCUCUAACUUGUGCUCGAAUUACUUGACAAUGCUGUCGCAAAAACCGGAUACUCGAUCCGACAACAUGGCUGCGGUGCCAUCGAAUACAACCGCCCCUAUGUCUGCUACUGCUACCGCUGACGACGCAGCAGCCGUGCAGGCUCUCAUGGACGUCAUUCAAGGUAAAUUGAAUUCCAUCGGCGCCGUCGUGAGCGUACCACUCAUGCUGCAUGACUCCUUUCAUUGCACAGCCUCACCUGAGUGGUUCGCCAGCGAAGAAUUCCUUACUUCGCCUAUGGAAGACUCGCCAUGGGAAGAAUUCCUCAAUACACCUGCGGUGGGCAGUGAGGAUAUUGCGUCUGAGUUCCUCACUAGCCCUGCGAUUGUCGACUCGGACAGUUUCGGAGACUUCAAUGACAUGCCCCUAUUCAAUGACAUGUCUGGUCCCGUAUUCGAUCCGAUAAAGGCUUCCGCUCCUUCAGUGUCCGCGCCUGCUUUGUCUGCCUUCAACUUCGAUGGCAUGUUGACGAUGCCCUCGCCAAACACUCCUUCACUCGAUCCUUCGUCGCUUCAUCCCUCACCUCAUCCACGUCCUGCUCCUCCUCCCUCAACUCGGUCCACGUCUACCACACCUGCUCCUCGUAAAAGCGCGCCUACUGGAACACGUAAGAACAUCACCCCUGAGUCGCUUGUGCCGUUCGACGCACCGAUUCAACCGCGCAAAUACGUCACUCCCUCUGCAACGUCCCGCAAGGAGAUACCUGCUGUGUUUGCCAAGAAGCGUGCGAGGAGCCAAGCCUUCGGUGACGAGGACGGUGAGGACAUGAGCCCGGCUCCGCAUGAGCUUGAUGCUAUCGAGGCCAAGCGACGUCAAAAUACGUUGGCUGCUCGUCGAAGUCGUAAGCGCAAGUUGGAGUACCAAAGAGAGCUCGAGGAAGGUAUUGAGCACGAGAGGGCGGAAAAGGAAGCUUGGCGGAUGCGUGCGAUGACUUUGGAGACAAUCCUCCACAGUCAUGGUUUAGAGGUCCCGCAGCUGCCAGCUCCUUGAACAAUAGAAUGCUGUCUAAUCGCUGCUCAUGCCCGUCCUUUGGAUACCAUGUAUGUUUUUUUAUGUUUUCAUUUAGGACUUCCUUCCAUCAUCAUAUUUCUCUGUCGUACUCUUAUCGUCUCUAUUUGCCGCCGUAUGUUUUUGACGCGGCCGUCGGUACUCCGUGUACUUGUUAAUCACCACUAUUCCCCCAAUCCACUUGCCAGGAGUACCGUCGAAUUCCCCUUCCCCCAGUUGUCCAACAUCAUUUUGAUUUCUCUGCGUAAUGUUCAACCAUCCCCCUUCCCCUACCCCCACCCCAUGUGAUCGUCUCGUUAGUUUUACAUGUCCAUCUCAAUGAUAUAGUUUACGGAUCUAGUGUUGCUUGCAAUGCAUGAAUUCAAGUUGCGCAUUUUAUAUCUUGUCCGCC